AUGAAAAAAUGCCCCAUCCGCCUCACCACCGCCAUGCUGCGCGCGGUUGGGCGCGACGCGCAGGGGGCACCGUAUAUGCUGCUGCAGCUUGAGCGUCUCAUCCCCGUCUUCAUUCAGUACACGCCGCAGAUGAACGAGGACCCAAGCAAUGGCGAGCAUCAGGUCAUCAUCUUCCUUGAGCGCUGCAUCACAAAGUUCGACUGUGUGUCCACCGUCGUGCACAACUACUACCUCUGCCUCCUUGCGCACAACGACGGGGAGCGGCUUGAGGAGCUCCCCGAGUCCUUCUCNGGGGAGCGGCUUGAGGAGUUCCUCGAGUCGUCGCUGUUCUACACCGUCGACUUUGCGCUUCGGCGGUGCCUCGAGGCGCGCAGGUACCGGCAGUGCGUCGGUCUCUACCGACGUCUGCACCUCUACGAGGACGCUAUUCGCACCGCACUGGAGUGCUCGGAGCCGAGGCACCACAGCACGACCAUCUUCAGCGGCAGCAGCAACAAGAAUGGGGGGGAGGAGUGGCCCGCGCUGCGUGUAGUGAAAGAGAUGCUCAAGUCUCUCCCCGACAGCGUGGAGCCGGCAAAGCAGAAGAAGCUCUGGCUCAUCGCGGCGCAGUGUGUGAUGGAAAAGGAUAGCACACCUGCGGCGCUUGCUGUUGUGGAGGACUCUGGUGGCAUGCUGAAGCUGGAGGACAUACUUGGAGAUAUUGGCGACAGCAGCAUCAUUCAGAACUUUAAAGACGCAAUAUGUAAGAGUCUUGGCGCCUACACGACGUCCAUCGCGGCACUGAAGGAGCAGCAGCUUGAAGCGAGCCGCAUAUCGGAAAGUCUGAAGCAGGAGGUUUCGUACCUUCAGCACCGCUUCAGGUACGUCACGACCCGCCAGCGCUGUCUGUUGUGUCACCGCCCGCUGCUGCAGGGCUCGGCGCCGUACCUCAUAUACCCCAACUGCCGCCACGCCGUGCAUGAAGCGUGUGCGGUGGCGAAGUUGUCCGAGAUUGGUGGCCUGGAGGUGUUCGUCGCGGACGAGGGUCUGCCGCGUCAGUUCCUCGAGGGCAUCACGUCUACGAACGAUUUGGCGCAGAUGGAGUGUGUGUUGUGUGGUGAGGCGGCCAUUCUUGAAGUUGAUAUCCCCCUUUUUGUCGAGGACCCCUCGUGGUCAGUGGAGUAG
Messenger RNA from Trypanosoma grayi, 1164 nucleotides. RefSeq lists its product as hypothetical. Gene Ontology annotation, biological process: organelle fusion; vacuole organization; endosome organization. Gene Ontology annotation, cellular component: HOPS complex; endosome. Lineage: Eukaryota; Euglenozoa; Kinetoplastea; Trypanosomatida; Trypanosomatidae. The record is from RefSeq and is a predicted model, not a curated record. The coding region runs from base 1 to 1164 and encodes 387 amino acids. The transcript has a single exon. Gene Ontology annotation, molecular function: protein-macromolecule adaptor activity.